AUGAAAAAUAUUAUUUUCUUGAUUGUCGUGGUUAUUGGUGAGUUAUGAAAGUUAGCGCAGGCUUUCAGACUGUGACAUCAAAAUUUUCAGGGACUAACGCAGAUUUCGAUGCCAGUGCUCAACAAGACAUUUUGAAUGGUCACAAUUCUUUGAGAAGUCAAAUUGCUGAGGGAAACUAUACUGUUAAUGGAACGAAAAAACCUCCAGCAACUGAUAUGCUUGAAAUAGUUAGUUUCAAAAAUUAAUUUGAGCUCAAAAUAUUUAUUGCAGAAGUGGGACAAUGAAAUUCAAAGUAAAGCUCAAGAAUAUGCGAAUACGUGUCCAAAAGGUCAUUCACAUAGAAAAGGUGUUGGCGAGAAUUUGUUCUAUGUGUUGACCUCUGGAAGUCUCGGAGACUUGAAUCAGUAUGGAUCUUCCGCAUGUUCUUCUUGGGCAAGUGAAUUCCAAGUUGAUGGAUGGCCAUCCAAUAACUUGACAUGGGAUUUGUUCAAGAGUAACAUUGGGCAUGCCACUCAAAUGGCAUGGGCUAAGACAGAAUAUAUUGGAUGUGGUGUGAAGGCUUGCAAUGGGACGAAAGAUUAUCCUAGAGAAGUGGUUGUUGUUUGUCAAUACAGUCCACAAGGAAAUGUUUUGUAUCAAAAUAUUUAUGAAUCUGGACCGACUUGCUCGGAUUGUGAGAAUGGAACUUCUUGUGCUACUGCAACUGGACUUUGUGUUUGA
Messenger RNA from Caenorhabditis angaria, 720 nucleotides. Lineage: Eukaryota; Metazoa; Nematoda; Chromadorea; Rhabditida; Rhabditidae. The record is from the annotation of a GenBank genome assembly.